UCUAAAAGUAUUUUGUACUAAGAACAAUUUAUAGGUAAUUUAAUGUAGAAUGACUUCAUUAAUUUUGACUACAGUCUUGCUCUUCACAAAUGUCUGUUUUAUGAUAUUUACGCUGGGAAAAACAACUGAAUUGGAUCCAUUAAAGACUAAGACGGAUUGGUUGUCCAGCGAAACCGUUUUCAGCAAAAACUUCCUUGAUGUUAUUAACGAAAUCAAAACGGUUGAAACGGUAGAAACUGCAGAUGGCAAAGGACCGGUUGUUUUGAAUGACACAGAUAAAAGUGUUUUACUAAAAAGAUGUAAAGGCGACUUGAUUUGCAUCCAAACAAAAUGGUUAUCAAUAAAAAAAUAUAAAACAAAAAUGGAAGCAUUACAGUGUGUCAACGCCGUGAUAAUGCAUUACAUGUUGAACAUCAUCAUAUCAAAUCACGGAAAAAUCAAUUCGAGUGCAAUCAACGAUAACAAUAUGCACGCUUACACAAGUAUCGUCAUCCAACGGAUGAUGUGUUUGUUGUUAAUCGCCAAAACCACAGCGCACAAUUGUCUGUGGAACAUAUUUAUUCAGAAUUAUUCCAAGUUUACCUGGCCCAACUUGUACGCGCCAGGCAAUAAUUCUUUUGACGCGCAAUACAUUACACAAUUGGUGGAUUACAUUGGCCAUUGUCAGCAUAACCAUUACUUGUCGAUCCACGACGACAGACCUUCCAGUCCGCAAGCCUAUUACGAUAGCAUUGUAAAGACGGAUAUACGCAUGUAUAUAGAACAACUGUACGGGUUUCAAUUCAACAAAAAACUAAAAAAACACUACGGUUUCAAUAAACUUUUUUCGAUCGACACUUUUGUAUUGUCCGAUUACUUCAACCGCGAUACUGACCUGUUUGGUCCGUUUCUCAACAGCAACAUAUUCUGGGGAUCGUCCAAAAAGCUGUUGCGAAACGAAAAAGACAAACUUAGAGCCGUCUACAAUACCUUCGAGUUUGUUAAAGAGCCAUUCAAGUACACCGAGUAUCAUAGUCGGGUGUUGCUCGUUAUAAAAAUAAAUAUUUACAUCUACAUUUGGUCGCAUAUCGCAUUGUUUGAAAACCCUUUGAGUCAAGCUAAAAACCACGUUGGGAAGAUCAAUUUUAAAGUUGCGGACACAUCUAUUUGGAUGCUACCGUGCAGACCAUUAAGGCUGUUCUUGUUUUUCGACUAUGGCGAUCCAGUGUUAUUCAGUGUUAUCGAUCAGCUGUGUUCUGGUGUAAAUGAAUUUAACGAAAAGUUUCUGGAUAAGCUUCGAUACAUGACAGAAAUUGUUAAAGAAAUUAUUUCAAACGAUAUGAAGAAAAUAGGUGUAGACGAUAACGACGUUGACGCCACUUUGCACGUGCACGAUGAGCCACAGUCUAAAGAAAACAUUUUUCAAGAUUUGAUACAGAUGGGCGCAAAUGAAGACCAUGUACGUGGCAUACUAUACGAUGAUCUUGCCACGCCAAAAGACACACGGUCAGAAAUCAAGGAAGAUAUAUCGCUCGUCCCUUCAAACUCUGAGCUGAAAGACAAGGAACUGCUAACUUUGGCCGAAAGAACGAAAUUUGAAAAAAAAACGACUUUGAUAAGCAAUAAAAUUGUUGAACGGACAGAUACAUUCUUUAAAUACACUACCGUUAUUAAAUUAAAAUUAAGGCCAAUUCAUUUUUCCUUUAUUAUUAUGUUUUAUAAUGGAAAAGAAAAACUAAACGUGACUUUUUUUCCUAACACAGGAUUACAGCUUUCGAGUUCAAGGGAAUAAACCAAAACUAGCAAGAACCCAAUUUUGGAUUGUUUAACUUUUAUGAUUUUUUAAAAAAAAUGUGUGUUAACAUUUUUCUAAGUUUUUAUUAUUCGGUACGCUUCUAAAAAAAUCUUUUAUUCUAACAAUAUGUCUUGGAU
Adelges cooleyi (spruce gall adelgid) is the source of this 1911-nucleotide messenger RNA. RefSeq lists its product as uncharacterized. The record is from RefSeq and is a predicted model, not a curated record. The transcript is spliced from 2 exons. NCBI's taxonomy places the organism in Eukaryota, Metazoa, Arthropoda, Insecta, Hemiptera, Adelgidae. The coding region runs from base 50 to 1771 and encodes 573 amino acids.